This is a messenger RNA of Monomorium pharaonis (pharaoh ant), 8776 nucleotides long. It is a transcript of the gene Fur2, whose product is annotated as furin-like protease 2. Gene Ontology annotation, molecular function: serine-type endopeptidase activity. The record is from RefSeq and is a predicted model, not a curated record. Bases 3045 to 7076 code for a protein of 1343 amino acids. NCBI's taxonomy places the organism in Eukaryota, Metazoa, Arthropoda, Insecta, Hymenoptera, Formicidae. Gene Ontology annotation, cellular component: trans-Golgi network; Golgi membrane. The transcript is spliced from 16 exons. Gene Ontology annotation, biological process: protein processing.
GCGUUUGAUCAUUUUUUUUUGUAUCUGCGGAGACAAUUCGUUUCUAUGCGGAAAUUAUAUAUAUUUGUUUUUCAUUUUUCGUGUUUCUCUAUCCAUCCUUUCCAAGAAACACAAGUUCCAGGCAUCUGACCUAGAUAUAAUGAACCGCGACGUGAUUGGUUUAGUGCUUCAGUGUUCCGCCAAUGGCAAGGCUGGCUUUUGCUGAUUUUGAAUUCGCGAUCAGUUACGUGCAGUUACGGACUUGCAUCGCGACGGUGAGAUCGCGCUCGUUAAUCGCUCCAUAUUUCACAGGAUUAUCAUCGUUUAAUGCAGUCUUAUGUGCGCGGAGACAUCGUAAUUGUCUUUCCGAAAGUAUCGGACGCUGUUGUGUGAAACGGAAGGUGUGUCCGAAAGAUCAUCGAACCAAAUCUCGAGCUGAAUUUCGGACCGCGAUCAUUCAACGAGCAUUGAUCUCUGUCUCUCUCUCUCUCGCGCGCUCUCUUUCUUUCUCUCUCUCUCUCUCUCUCUCUCUCUUUCUCUCUCUCUCGCCAAGUCGCAUAUCAAGUUUUGAUUGAAAUGCUCGCGAUUUGGGGUUUGAUAUGAGGCUUAAUUUGAUAAUCUGGAUGUACCUCUUCAAGUAUCGUCGCAGAUAAAGUGAUGUGUAAUUGUGUUUGUGUCCCAUCGCAAUUUCGGUACUGGUGAUUCGUCUCUGUAAAUAUGGCAUUGAUGAAAAUCCUCGGCGAGUGUCGAAAGUGCGAUCGACAUUUUCGCGAUGCGACAUUUUCGCCAGGUAUUUAUUAAGUAACUUAUACUUUACACAUAUUAUUUAUUCGUUUAUUUCGUACAUUGCUUAUUGAAUAUACUGUCAUUACGAUUACGGUAAUACCAAUUAGAUGUAACAUCGAUUUUUAUUCUCUUAUUAUAUUAAAAUAAUUAAUCGGUUUUUUCGAGUUUGUAUAUUUAUUUUAAAAUAAAAAUACACAAAUAUAUACAAUUGUGUAUAUUAAAGUUUUCACUUGAAUAAUGAUGAAAAAGAAUGGUCAUUACAUAUCUGCAAAACUACUAUGUGCUUAAAGCCCUAGUUUUAAAUUAAAUUUCAUAUUUCGAUUAAACUUUUAUUUUUAAUAUGACUUUCGUCACAUUACCGACGAAGUGCUUGAAUUCUGAACCUUCAUGGUACAUAAAGUUCGUUUUACCAUUUAAGUGACUUUAGAUUCGUCUAAAUAUUAAUUACGUUAAAAAAUAUGUUCGUUAAAUAAAUUCUGGUUAUAUAAUUUACAUUUUUAUAAUUAUAAUUGAAGGUAACCGCGAAAAUUUUCGAGUUCUCUACGCUAAUAUUUAAUAAAAUUUUAUUAAAAAAUAAAACAUAUAUUUCUUGUUCAUGAAAUCUAGAAAAAAAUUUUUUUAAUAUCGACUUUCAAUAAAAGAACGAGAUUUAUUUUAUAUAAAAAAAGAUUUUGGCGUAAAAUCAAGUUGUACCAUAUAUAGGUUGCUUUAAUGCACAAUAUCCGACAUCUAGUGGAACAAUCGGAACGAUCGAACUCUAACUAGACUUGACGGAUAAAAUAUCAAACUCAAUACUCCGCCCGUUGCUUGAGUCUUAUCGCUGAAAGAUGUCGCCAAUGCGGGACAUACCGCGUACUCCGGACACUAGCGAUUCGCGAUGUUUUAACGCGAGUGCUCCGAUGCUCCGAGUGUCGUCCCUCCAAAUACCAUUUCGUAGGACAGUCACGCGCACAUGUUCUCUCAAUCACAAACAACGAGGAAAAAAAAAAAGAAGCGUACGUCUCUCCGCGAGUGAAUCAAAACAAUUCCUCGAAUUUCGGUAAUAGUGUGAAAUUCUUCGAGCUCGGCAUUGGACGAAACGCACGAUAGGGGGUAGAUAGUAGGAAGCGAUGUUGUGUGUGCAGCCCAGUCGGUGAGCGUAGGAGUGGGGGGAAAGGCGAGUGUGACGCGGCCGAGUGCGCGCGCGCGCGCCACGAGGACGAGGAGUGGGGGGAGCGCGAGGGAGCCAUGAGCGAGAGAGAGGGAGAGCGUGCGCGUAGUCGCGUCGCGGGAGGGGACGGAGGUGGGCGGCGAGUUUGUUUAUCGCUUUGGUGAACGGCGAGAGCAGCAGUCAGUGCGCGGUGCUACGUUCGGUGUGCUGCAUCCAGUGGUGGCGGUACGGGACGCGCUCGCGAUUCGGGUGACUGUUUGUCGGGGCAGGAAAUUUGGCCGCGUCUCCUUUCCUCUUUCUCUCUGUCUUCCUUUCUCUCUCUCUCUCUCUUCUCUCUCUUCUCUUUCUCUCUCUCUCUCUCUUUGUUUCUUUCCGUCUCACUGUCUCUUUCUCUUCCUCCAUUCGUUCGGGCGAGUAAUUGCGCGAGUGCCGAUCGGACAGACAUACACGCCGUUUCCCUUCCACCGUUGUCCACGCGCACGACGACAGCCAAGAGAGGAAAGAAGUGUGCUCUUCCGCGGUGGGAACAUGCCGUGGUUCAUCGCAACGAGAUAAUAGAAAGCCGACCUUUUCCGCGGUGACUCGACGACCCCAACGGCGGUGACUCCCGCACCGGACUCGCCCUUCCCUCGCCUUUCCCCCGCUGGAAACUUGUCAUCGAUUACGUGGAAGCGAGCGUUCUUCUUCGUCACAUCGGGGUAAGACCACCAGCUCACCCGGACCGACGUCUCGCCGCCGCCGCCGCCGCCGCCUCCAACGACGACGACGAAGACGACGACGAAGAGGAGCGAAACUCUCGCGGCGCGCAGUGCCGUCUCGUUUUCACCGCGACGCAACUUAAUCCGUCAGCGACGUGUCCCUCGCUCCCGUCGUGUUUUUCCCCUCCACCCGAGAGAAGUCUGCCGCGGAUCUCCGAUGUGAGUGAUCUCGCGUGUCUUCCGUCAAACCAUUAUUGAGCUCGAAGCCGCGAUUCUACGUAAAAUUACGCGCGGCGCGUAACAAACACGUAUCCUCUUGUCCGGAUCGUCAUCCCCAAAUCGAUCGCGACGUCGCGCGCGCCCUUCAAGUGCCGGAAACACCACCCGGGAUAAUCGCAGGACUCGCGUCGUCGUCACUCGCCGUCGACGACAUGAUCCUCCGAGUGACGUUGUUGCUUGUGUGCACGCUGCUGGCCGCUGGUGCGAGAUCCGAACCGAGGCCGCGGUCGCGACCAGUGCAGAUCUAUUCCAAUCAGUUUGCUGUUUACGUGCCCAGCGGAUCGGACGCUGCCAAUGAGAUCGCCCAGGAGCACGGGUUCGACAAUCAUGGACAGAUCGGUGCCCUGAAGAAUUAUUACCUCUUCUCUCACCAGCGGGUGCACAAGAGAUCCCUCACUGCGAGCGAACCACAUCACAAAGCGCUCAGGGAUGAACCGCGGGUGCACUGGUUCCAGCAACAGCACGAGAAGAAGCGCAAGAAGCGCGACUUCGGCGCUACGUCCUACACGUUCGCCGAUUAUCAGCCUUUCUUCGGCGGCGGUUUUGGUCCGCGCCCGCGGCAGGCCGCCCUCUUCCAUCGCCAAAGAAACAGGGGCGUGCCACUUCAGAACCUGUUCACGGACCCGCUUUUCAAGGAACAAUGGUACCUGAACGGCGGCGCCAAGGAUGGUUACGACAUGAACCUCGGUCCGGCCUGGCAGAAGGGCUACACCGGCAAGGGUGUCGUCGUUUCGAUUCUGGACGACGGCAUCCAGACCAAUCAUCCGGAUCUCGCGCUUAACUACGAUCACUUAGCCAGUACGGAUAUCAACGACAAUGAUGACGACCCGAUGCCGAGGGACAACGGCGACAACAAGCAUGGCACUCGAUGUGCCGGCGAAGUCGCCGCCGUCGCCUUCAACCAAUACUGCGGUGUCGGAGUAGCUUAUAACGCCAGUAUCGGAGGCGUGCGAAUGCUCGAUGGUCCGGUAAACGACGCCGUCGAGGCCAGAGCUCUGGGAUUGAAUCCUGAUCACAUCGACAUAUACAGCGCCUCCUGGGGUCCCGAGGACGACGGCAAGACCGUCGACGGCCCGGGCCCUCUUGCAAGGAGGGCAUUUAUUUACGGAGUGACGAGCGGUCGUAAGGGCAAGGGCUCGAUCUUCGUGUGGGCGUCUGGUAACGGCGGUCGGCACACUGACUCAUGUAACUGCGACGGUUACACGAACAGCAUCUUCACACUGUCGAUAUCGAGCGCGACACAGGGCGGCUAUAAGCCAUGGUAUCUCGAGGAGUGCAGCUCGACCUUGGCAUCCACGUACUCGUCAGGUACGCCGGGCAACGACAAAAGCGUCGCCACGGUGGACAUGGACGCCAAGCUGCGUCCCGAUCACAUUUGUACGGUGGAACACACCGGGACGUCCGCCUCGGCGCCGUUAGCCGCCGGCAUCGCCGCCCUCGCCCUCGAGGCAAACCCUACGCUGACAUGGCGAGACAUGCAGUACCUGGUGGUGCUCACCUCGAGAUCCGAUCCGUUGACCAACGAACCCGGCUGGAUACUGAACGGCGUAAAGAGAAAAGUCUCCCACAAGUUCGGCUACGGUCUGAUGGACGCGGGCGCCAUGGUCAAUCUGGCCGAACAAUGGACCAAUGUCCCGCCGCAGCACAUCUGCAAAUCGGACGAGAUCAACGAGGAGAGACCGAUCGAUCCCACAUAUGGGUACACCUUGAGCGCGUACAUGGAUGUCACCGGAUGCGCUGGGUCUUUGAACGAGGUGCGAUUCUUGGAGCACGUGCAGUGUAAGGUUUCUCUGAGGUUCUUCCCUCGAGGAAACUUGCGACUAUUAUUGACCUCACCGAUGGGCACAACUUCGACGCUAUUAUUCGAGCGGCCGCGCGACGUUCUCAGCUCUAACUUUGACGACUGGCCCUUUCUCAGUGUACACUUCUGGGGUGAAAAGGCUGACGGUCGAUGGACUCUGCAGAUCAUUAAUGCUGGGAAUCGGCACGUCAAUUCACCAGGCAUCCUGAAGAAGUGGCAGCUGAUCUUCUACGGCACAUCGACGAACCCGAUCCGGAUACGCACGCGGCAAUUUAAUCCGGUACAUUCUGCGUACCUUCCUUCUCAUUCCGUCCAUUAUCCAUUCACGGUAGACGAUGAUCCGCUACAAUUGUCCGGUUAUCCGGGCAACAGGGACUUCUUUUCUCCGUCUACCUUUCAGAGUUACCAAGGCCCGUACACCGGCGCCGCGUCGAAUCUACAAGCGUCCGUCGCCACCCUGGAUGGCUCGUCGGCGCCAAUCCUGUCGAACCAUCUGCCCGGUGAUGUUUCAUCAGCGUCCGCCUUCGAUUCACCGUCGGUGGCGUCGCAAGCGGAUGGUUCUCUCGAUACUACCAGGAGGAUUCUACAUUCUCACGACUGCGAUCCUCAGUGCGACGCGCAAGGCUGCUAUGGCAAGGGUCCGACGCAGUGUGUCGCUUGUAAAAAUUAUCGUCUCGAUAACACUUGCGUCAGUCGCUGCCCCCCAAGGAGCUUCCCUAACCAGGGCGGCGUUUGCUGGCCAUGUCACGAAUCCUGCGAAAUUUGUGCGGGUGCAGGUCAAGAUUCCUGCCUCUCGUGCGCCCCUGCUCACCUUCGGGUCACCGAUCUGGCGGUCUGUCUUCAGCAAUGCCCGGAGGGCUACUACGAAAACACUGAGAACAGCACAUGCGUGCCAUGCGAGGCAAACUGUGCCAGCUGCCAAGACAGACCGGACAAGUGCACCAGCUGCGAGCAUCAUUUGGUGAUGCACGAGAACAAAUGUUACGCCGCGUGUCCGCCAUAUACAUACGAGACGCAGGAUUACAAUUGCGCGCCGUGCCAUCCUACCUGCGAGACUUGUAACGGCACGGCGGAUAAUCAAUGCAUCUCCUGCCGAUCCGGGCUGUUCGCUCUGAACGGCACGUGUCGCGCCUCGUGCCCGGCUGGUUACAGCGCCGACAAGAAGCGACGCGAAUGUGUGGCAUGUCCGCCCGGCUGUGCUACCUGCAGCACGCUGAGCUGCACCAGCUGCAUUGACGGCUGGAGCCUGAACAAGAAGGGCCUGUGCGCGCCCGAGAGCCGCAGUAAGUGCAACACGGGCCAGUAUUACGAGGACAACCAAUGCAAGACGUGUCACUCAUCCUGCGAAACCUGCGCCGGCGCUACAGAGGAUCACUGCAUAUCCUGCCCGAACCCGUUACUUCUUCAGGGCAAACGCUGCGUGUCACAAUGUGACGACGCGUACUAUUCUGUAGUGCAACCAUCGCGACCGGUUUGUGUCCCUUGUCUGCACACUUGUAAGAGUUGCGUUUCUCGUCUGAAUUGUACGGCAUGUCAAGACGGUUUGCAGCUACAGAGCGGAGAAUGCAGAUCAUCUUGCGCGCCAGGUUAUUACAGCGACAGAGGUCAAUGUGCCAAGUGUUAUUUGUCGUGUAAAACGUGCUCGGGGCCUAGAAGAGAUCAGUGCGUUACUUGUCCGAGAGGCUGGCAACUCGCGGCCGGCGAAUGCCAUCCCGAGUGUCCGGAAGGGUUCUUUAAGUCAAAUUUCGGUUGUCAAAAAUGUCAUCAUUAUUGUCGCACGUGCAAAGGCGAAGGCCCGCUAGAAUGUACUUCCUGUCCACCUCAUUCGAUGUUGGAAGGUGGAUUGUGCAUGGAGUGCUUAGGGGCACAAUACUACGAUUCCUUGACUCAACUCUGCAAGAGCUGUCAUUCUGAUUGCCGUAGAUGCACUGGUCCCGGCAAAUUCAGCUGUGCCGCGUGUUCCCCACCACUGCAUUUAGAUAAGUUAAACAAUCAGUGUGUUCCAUGCUGUACGGGUAACGAGAAGGGACCUCAGGUUGAGGAGUGUUGUCUCUGUGAUCCAGAAACCGGCGGCUGCAGGAACAGCUCGCCGGCUGGUAAAAGGAGAGUACCGGGGACAGAGUUCUCGGCUAAUGCCGCACUCUCUGAGACAUACAACAAUUAUGGCAGAACAAAUAACAACGAUUCAGCUUCACUCGCCGUCACAGCAGCCACAACUAUGGCAGUUGCUAUCUGUUUAGCAUCAAUUGCGUUAUUUGCAAUGAUAUUUGUCGCUCUUCAGGCUUGGUCCAGUAGAAAAGAGAUCAAUAUGGGAUAUACACAGCUUGCCGUAAAGCCGUCCGAAGACAUGGACGCCGAUGAUUCAACAGAGCUGAUGACCUAGACUUCGUUAACAGCGACGUAACUAAUGACCUCUUGUCGAAGAGUCACAGAGAGACAAGUCUCGAUUGUGAUUGGUUCGCGAGUCAGAAGUUACGUGCUUUCGUAUUAACGAGGUCCAAGGAUAGCCCAUACAUGUGAUGACAAGGAAAAUAGGAAAAUGGUGGUAAAUACGUAGCGGGGAGGAAAGAGUUGAAAAAGGAGGAGGAGCAAGCAAAAGAAGAAGAUUCGUCGAAAACGUGAUAGUAGAACUCCGUAGAGUGUUGUAUGAAUAAACAGAAUGAAAGUGGACGAAGGGGAGGAAGAGAGUGAGUGAGAGCAAGCGUGAUUGUUGUUUACAUGACCGUGAUACGGAAAGCGUGGAUGUGCGAAUGAACAAGGAAUGUGUUUUAACUAGAGAUAUACUUUUUGCCCGUCAUCGUUGUCGAGUGCGCCGCCGAUAUCAUCGUCACGCACAGCAAGACACUUCCGACACGGAUAGUGAUUAGAAACACGGAGAAAAGGGUGAAGGACAUUAUGAAGUGCCUGAUUAGUGACACCCUUGUUUCCACACCCUUUCGCGUUCCCCCUCCGACGCUUUCAGUUUCCGAAGUAACACGGAGCCUUCGAUUUAUCAUCGUCGACUGUAUCAUCGCUGCGUGUAUUCGCGAGUAAAUAGAACGUCAUCCAAGCGACGAAUAAUGUGAAUACGUUUCGAUUGUUGCGCGUUGCGAGAAUCGAAAGCAAUCUAGUUCGUUUAAUUAGCUUUCUUUAACUGUCUAUCGAUUUUUUCUUCGCGCAACAUUCUCUUACCAAUGCAAUCGAUAACCGAUCAAGUUAUCGAGAGGACAAAAGCGUGUCUCUUUCUUCACCUCUCUUCUGGAAGGCUAUCAACACCUCGUUAAGUAGGGUGAAGAGACAUGUAUGUAAAGUGGCCUCCGUACAUUAGGCUGAACCACGGACCACGUAAUCGUAAUCGUUAAUUGUGAAUUAUGAAUGGAUAUUGUUAUAUAUUUGUAUAAAUGAUAAUAGUAACAAGUGAGCGAACGAAGGGGAGUAAUCGCAAGGAUCAGGAGGGGGAGGCGAAAGAAGCGAUAGCGAGAUGACAAACUAGGAGGGGAACGAGGCGAAGGACCGGACUGGAGGAAGAAGAGAAAGAAAAUAAGAUCAUCGUAUGUUAGCUUUGUUCUCCUGCCUUAAAUCUGAUUGUCUCGACUAAUCGACAUAGUUCGCACGCCCGAAAGAACCAACGGACUCUUACUGCGAUCGCCCAUUUAUUCGACGCGUCUGUGACGUCAGUCGUCACAUUCCAGUACCUCCCAAGCUGGCACAACACAUGCCGUCGUCAACACAAGCAAUGCGUUUUUUUAAACUGUUUGUUGUUAUUACUUGAUUGUCUACUCCGAUGUUUUGUUUAAUAUCUCACUUUCCGCGUUGUUUUUACUUAUUUCUUUGAUUCUCGCUCGUAUCCAUCCUUUCCCCGUUUCGUUGGGAUCGCAUGAGAGGAGGGAAGUCGUUAAAAAAAAAAGAAAAAAGAAAUAAAUGGAUAACAAAAAGAAAGAAAAAAAGAACUUAUACGCCACGAUCCGCAGCGAAUCGAUAUUCUCGAAAGCCAUCGCCCACGCCUACUCGUGUGAAUAUUGACUUUCUCCUUGUGAUUUGAUAUAAAGCUAUUAUUGUACUUUUAUGAAGACCGCGAUUAUAAAUAUACAUAUAUACACAUAA